Messenger RNA from Drosophila subobscura, 2345 nucleotides. RefSeq names its product importin subunit alpha-4 (gene Kap-alpha3). Lineage: Eukaryota; Metazoa; Arthropoda; Insecta; Diptera; Drosophilidae. Gene Ontology annotation, molecular function: nuclear import signal receptor activity; protein binding. Gene Ontology annotation, cellular component: nucleus; nucleoplasm; cytoplasm. The transcript is spliced from 6 exons. Gene Ontology annotation, biological process: NLS-bearing protein import into nucleus. The coding region runs from base 238 to 1782 and encodes 514 amino acids. The record is from RefSeq and is a predicted model, not a curated record.
CUUCCCAACCGCAGCCAACUUCAGGUACGUCGCUGUCACGAAUUGCAAUUUUUAUAAAAAGAAUAGAAAAAUCGAAAUCACUUUUUUCACACGCGAAAAAGUGCCAGUGUCGUAUUUAAAACCCCUCAUUUUAGCUGCAAACGAGGUGGACGCCACCAAUCUGAUUGUUUAGUAUACGCAUUUUUAAAACAAUAUUUUCCAUCACUCGCACACACACACACACACAGAGCCGACAUAAUGACGUCGUUGGAGCAGAAUCGUUUACAAAACUUCAAAAACAAAGGCAAGGAUCAGGAUGAGAUGCGCCGCCGCCGUAAUGAGGUGACGGUUGAACUGAGGAAGAACAAGCGCGAGGAGACCAUAUUGAAGCGGCGCAAUGUCCCGAACUUGGAUUCGAACACAGACGAGGAUGAGCAGCUGCCCACUCCCAUUAACCUGAAGAAGCUGGCACAUGCCGCAGCCGACUCCAGCAAGCCAGAACAACAGUUGGCCGCCGUCCAGGCCGCCCGGAAGCUGCUAUCCUCGGACAAGAAUCCACCCAUCAACGAUCUUAUCGCAAGCCACAUAUUGCCCAUCCUGGUCGAGUGUCUGAAAAACCACAAUCACACAAUGCUCCAAUUUGAGGCUGCCUGGGCCCUUACCAACAUUGCCUCCGGCACAUCAGAUCAAACCAAUCAGGUCGUUGCCGCAGGUGCAGUGCCGCUCUUCCUUCAACUUCUCAACUCUCCCGCUGCGAAUGUGUGCGAACAGGCCGUGUGGGCCCUGGGUAAUAUCAUCGGCGACGGACCCAUGUUGCGCGACUUUGUCAUCAAGCACGGCGUGGUCCAGCCGCUGCUGUCCUUCAUUAAGCCCGAUAUACCCAUUUCCUUCUUGCGCAAUGUCACCUGGGUGAUCGUGAACUUGUGCCGCAACAAGGAUCCACCCCCUCCAGCCGCCACCAUUCACGAAAUCCUGCCCGCACUCAAUGUGCUCAUCCAUCACACUGACACGAACAUCUUGGUGGACACGGUCUGGGCGAUUAGCUAUCUGACCGACGGCGGAAACGAGCAGAUACAAAUGGUGAUUGAGAGCGGUGUGGUGCCCAAGCUGAUACCCUUGUUGGGCAAUAGCGAGGUCAAGGUACAGACAGCCGCUCUGCGUGCUGUAGGCAAUAUUGUGACUGGAUCGGACGAGCAGACGCAGGUGGUGCUCAACUACGAGGCGCUCUCCUAUUUCCCGGUCCUGCUCUCCCAUCCCAAGGAGAAGAUACGCAAGGAGGCUGUCUGGUUCCUCUCUAACAUCACCGCCGGCAACCAGUCACAAGUGCAGGCCGUCAUCAAUGUGGGCCUCUUGCCCAAAAUCAUUGAGAACCUGAGCAAGGGUGAAUUCCAGACACAGAAGGAGGCCGCCUGGGCUAUCAGCAAUCUGACCAUUAGCGGCAACCGCGAACAGGUCUUCACACUGAUCAAGGAGGGUGUCAUUCCGCCGUUCUGUGAUCUCCUCUCAUGCCAGGAUACGCAAGUUAUCAAUGUUGUGCUUGAUGGAUUAAACAAUAUGCUCAAAAUGGCCGACUCACACGUGGAGACGGUGGCCAACUUUAUUGAGGAGUGCGAGGGUCUGGCCAAGAUUGAGCGUCUGCAGAGCCACGAGAAUGUGGAAAUUUAUAAACUGGCUUACGAAAUCAUCGAUCAGUACUUCACGGAUGAGGGCGAACAAACAAACAUGGCCCCCACAUCCGAUGGCACACAAUACAACUUUGAUCCGAAUGCUGACAAGCUACCAAUGAACUCAUUCAACUUUUAAGGAUCCACAGAGAAACCAAAACCAGAAACCAGAGCAGCAACAGCAAAAGCGGCAGCGGCAGUAAGGCGGUAGUUAAACACACGCGUGCAACAGACAGACAGAAUUUUUUGGCGAAAUGUGCUAAAACUUACAUUUACUUACACAUUAGGCUUGUGUAUAAAAUUAGGGGAGCAGCAAAAAAACCACUUCACAUAAUAAUGAUAGCAAUACAUUUAUUUUCAACCACACUCAAAACCAACCAAUCCCAGCCCAAAAACGAUUGCACCAUCUGCCAGCAGCAGCAGCAGCCAAAAACCCAAACAAGUGUAUUAUUCAGCCAACAGCAGCAGUAACGGCUCCAAGAGAAAACAUGCAAAAGAGCAUAGCCGGAUAUAGACGUACUCUUGUCAUCAGUUUUAGCUUCUCUCAAUUCUGUGUUAAGAAAAUUAUUAAAAAAACACCUAAAUAAAUGUGCAUGCGGAUCGCCAGAAAACAUAACUCGAUUUGUAUAGUGAACGGGGGCAAGCCACACCGAUUUGCUAUCCCAAUACACCACACAGGAAUGACAUACAUAACGAAAAAGC